CGCUCCCCUCCUUAGCUGGCUCGCUCCUGCCCGCAGCCCCCUCCAGCGGCUGGUGCAGCCAGCGCCGCCCCCGGGCCCUGGCUGACUGCAGCUCCGCAGCAUCCUCCGGCUGUUCCCCGAGAGACUCCGCGCUGCGGAUGCUGCGGCUGUGCCGCCGGUUUCCCGGCUCAGAGCCAUGACGCCGCCCUGCGCGGGGCUGGCCGCUCCCGGCCUUUUGCAAAGCCUCCGCGCACCGUAGCCCGGGCCCGGCUUGCGGGGGGAGAGCCGCGGGCGCUCGCCCACUCCCUCGGCCUCGCUGCCGGUGCCUGGAGUCACUGGGGCUGCUGGCGGGAGGGGUUCCCCAGCCCGCCGCCCAGGCCUGUGCUCCAGUUUACCUUUAAUAGCCUUGAUGUGCUCCUGGGACGGUUUCUCUUGCUGACUGCCUGAUUUUCUCAUCUUUUGCAGCCUGUGGUCCACGGAUAUUAUUAAGUGAAAAAAAACAUUGAAAAUGUCUCAGGAUCCUGAUAUUCCACAUACAAGUGAAGAAAAAUCAAGUGAUUCAGAGGAUAUCCAAGAGGACAGCUUGAACAACCCAGAUCAAUCUAUGAGAGAAAGGAUACGACAAAGUACCUCAAGUCCACACAGAUGCAACAGAGCUCAAUCUAGUCCCCCUCGGCUUGUGUCGAUGAAAGAGCUGAUGGAAACAGCAAAAGGAGUUUCCAAUAUGGCGUUAGCACAUGAAAUUGUAGUCAAUGGAGGCUUCCAGAUUAAACCAGCUGAAUUACCAGAAGGCAGCCUGGAGAAAACUGUAAAGGAGAUUGUACAUAAAGCUUUUUGGGACUGUCUGGAAGCCCAGUUAAGCGAAGAUCCACCAACAUAUGAUCAGUCAAUUAAACUUGUGGGGGAGAUUAAAGAGACUCUUCUAUCUUUCUUAUUGCCUGGUCAUACUAGAUUAAGAAAUCAGAUUACUGAAGUUCUGGAUCUGGAGUUGAUAAAGCAGGAGGCAGUGAACGGGGCCCUGGAUAUUUCUAAGCUGGCAGAAUUCAUCAUCGGAAUGAUGGGGACCCUUUGUGCUCCAGUUAGAGAUGAGGAAAUUAAGAAACUGAAAGACAUUCAUGAAAUAGUCCCACUAUUCAGAGCAAUUUUCUAUGUAUUAGACUUAAUGAAAAUGGACAUGGCUAACUUUGCUGUCAGUAGCAUUAGGCCGCAUUUAAUGCAACAAUCUGUUGAAUACGAAAGAGAGAAGUUUCAGAAGAUUUUUGAGAAACAGCCAAAUUCUCUAGACUUUGUCACCGACUGGCUGCAAGAAGCAUCAGAUGAUCUUGCCAAUUUGAAGUGUAAAAAUCCACCUUCCCCUGGUGUUGGUGCUGCUGCUAGUGGAGUUCCUGUAUUGUGUCCUGCUGCUGUGCAGAAUUGGGCAUAUCUAAAGCUGCUUAAGUGGGAUCAUGUGCACAGGCCUUUCCCAGAAACAUUGUUAAUGGACCACACCCGCUUUCAGGAAAUGCAGCUGGAGCUGGAACAGCUCACCUUGACUGGUGCUAUCCUCCUGGUCAUGUUCAAUGUAGUAGGUGCAGCGCUUUCCAAUCUGCCAGGGUUUGCUGACAAAAUCAAAACCAUUAUAAAGGUGUUGUUGACAGGAAUGCACCUUCCAUCCUUUAACCUGAGUGAAUCUUUGGCUACUGUUGGUGAGAAGGUCUGUGCUGAAGUUAAUAGCUGUCUUUCCCAGCAUGGAUUCACGCCAUUCACAACUGAGAAAGAGAUUGCGCUUAAAGGACAGAUCCAGACAUUGGGAAACUCUGACAACACCAUAUGCAAGUUGAUAGAUUCUCGAAUCCAGACAUUUUUGGAGAGCUAUCUGACUUCUGGUCAUCAGAAAUCGUUUCCUGCUAUUCCUGGGGGAUUAGGCCCUAUUCAAAGAGAGAUGGAAGAAAUUGCUGUCAAGUAUGUUCGCCUUGUCAACUAUAACAAGAUGGUGUUCAGCCCGUACUAUGAUGUGAUCCUCAGCAAACUACUGAAUAAGGAAGAAUCCCAAUUGUUAGGGUAGUCAGAAGAAUCAUCAUACCAGUUUGUAUGCUAUCUAGAUAGUGUUAAUUUUGUCUGCUAAAAAAAAUUGCAAUUAACUUGGCUUUGGAAAAUGGCAUUCCAUUUAAACAUAGUUUUAUUACUGUAACUCAAUAGCACUGAUUCUGAAGGGGAAAAUUAUGUACAAGUUGGGAUAGGCGCUUUGAAUUAAAUGGUAAAUAGAUGCAAUUUUAGCAUAACAAAUUAUGUUUGUUAAUUUUAUGGCUGUAGUUUUUGCUACUGAGCAGAUGUUAGAUAAGACUAAACAAUUGUACAACCAGACUGCAUUUUUAAAUUGCGGAUUUUGUGGGAGGCUUUUUGUAGCAUUCUAACUCUCCAAUUUACCAUGAAGUUAGUGUAUGCAUUCAUCUAGCGAAGAUUAGCAAAGGUCUCUUCCAUACUGAGUGAUUUGGCCUUCUGAAAUCCUAUUUUAACAACUGAAGAAAUAAUUUAAAAUUUGAGAUGUAAGAAACUUGAAUAAUGGUGGUUAAGAGCAGGCCCAAACAUAGCACUUUAUUGUAAUAGAAUAAGGCUCCUAGUCUUUCUGCUAAUCACAUUUUUCUAUAGCAAUUUUUGCUCUCUAUCUGCAAAUAAGUUACCAAAAACAUGAUAUAAUUAUAUUUUGUAGUGAACUUUCUGGUUAUCAAAUAACUGUCUUCUACUAUGUACAGUGUUACAAGGGUGACCGUCUAUAAGAUUGCAGCUGUAUUUAUCUCUUUGUAAAACUUUCAGGUGGGCCAAGAGAAAAAUGUUUUGAUAAGAGUGGUAUUUCUUGCCUUUCUUUUGCUGGUAGUUGACUCCUUUUUAUGUGAAAUACUAAUUUAAAAAAGUAAACAUUUUAACAUUUUCAGAAGAUGGAUAAAGACUUAUGCAUUGAAUUUCAGGCUUGAGGAAAUUUCCUUUUUUUUUUUCUAAAACUGUGUGACUUAUCAGACAAUUGUAUAUGCUCAUAGUUUCAGAAAUAUCACUGAAAUUGAAACAUACCAAUAAUUUCUUAAUAUUUUAAACAGUGACUUUAAAAGGUAUAGUAGGAAAUGAACUAUUUAAAGUUCAUUUGAAGUCAUGGGAAAAUAUUAUUUAGUGUUUUAGAUGCUUUUUCACUUUUUACAGAUGUUCUUGAACUCAAAGUAUUUUAGAUUCUUGAGAAGAUAACUAGCAAGAUGUUCUCUAAAUGCACUCUGAAGGAUUUCUGAUCUUAAUUCAUAAAAUAUGGAAAUUUAAACUUUUCUUGGAAGUAAAUAUAAGGUUUAGGACAGUUAAAAGCAAAAUUGAAACUUUCUUCAACUGAUAGAGCCUAUCAGGUUUUGAGUAAGAAAUGGUUGCCAAAGUUCUUAGCAUCUCAGGUAAUAUAAGGUGAAGUGAGCUCAUGUUAAUAAAUGAUAGGCUGGUACCUUGUCCGAAGAGUUCUGGGGCGGGGGGAUGCUAUGACAAAAAUAGAAUAUUUAUUGUAUUCUAAAAUGAAGAAUUUAAAAGAGGGCCUCUAUUUUGACACUAUUGAUUAAUAAAAUAAUAGACUAGUUGACUAGUCAGUCACAUUCAACAGAACAGGGGUAAGAAGGGAGGUACCCUGGAGUACUUAUUCUAAUACUUACACUUCCCUUUGCAUUUUGAAAUUUCAUUAGUUCCUAGGGCUAGAACUGAGAUCGGAUGUACGGCUCUAACAGUUUUCUGCUCUAUGGGGAAGAUGGAAUAAAAUAACAAUAGCUUUACUUGCUUGAUGUAUCACCACAUUAGCGAAUUAAAUUAAUCUCAAACUUUGGUUGCACAAUGUGAAACAAAGCUUACCUCAUUUUUAUGAUUACAAAACUAACGACAAUAUUAGGAAACCAUUUUCUUUGUUGGAUGGUUCUUUUGGCUGAACUGCUGAAAAUAUAUAUUUGAACAUUCUUUAGUAAAUUGAAAAUAAGUAGCUUAAGCUCAAAAGUUUAUCUAGCACUAUUUUUUUUGUACUGUCCAUGUUCUAUUCUACUCUUGGUCUCACUGGUGCACCUCAAUCCCUUUGUUCUCUGCCUGUGGCACAUAAUAGUCUAGUCUUCUAUGGGUUGUAAUACUUUGGCCUAAUUUCAGUUGUUGGGUUUAGUGUGCAGGUGCUGGGUGGUACUGGUGGCCUGUGAUACACAAGAGUUCAGACUAGAUGACUCUGACCUUUAAACGCUAUACUUUUCAUAGAUAGAAGUUACUGAGGGCUAUUGGAGAAAUACAUUUCUUGCUCUUGUCCUCAAGCAUUGGUGGUACAUUUCUCCAUACCUUUGUGUAGCGUCAGUGUGAUCUUAACUCUCUUGUGUAUUUGCAGUGGAUGCUUCAAACCUAUUACAACAGAUGGUGCUCUUGAAUUGCAAUGGCCCAAAUGCUGCUGCAGCUCCAAAGCUAUGUUUUGGUUUUCACCUCAACAAUUCCUGAGAGAGAUGAAGGUUAGAAAACAGAAAACAAACUACUCUGCUUGUGAUAUUCUUGUUUAUGAGAUCUAAGUGUACCGGUUCUAAAUUGCUGGGGAAAAGGACAUAAUGCGCAAAGUGAUCAGUACAUCUUUCUAGUACCACUACAUCCAUUUUUGUUAUGAUGCGAGGGCAGUGGUAUGGGAUAGAGACACAGCUGAACUGGGUUUUUUUUGUUUUUUUUAAUGGAAUUUAUCAUUUUCACACUCCUCUGUACAUUCUGGUUCUCAGGCCAUUGGCACAGUUCCUAGUGUAAUUUCUAGCCCAGUUUUGUAGAUUCAAGUUGUUAAGUGAAAGCUCCCAAACUUCUGACUAUUGUACCUUGAAACCUUUUGAGUGAUUAUUUCAAGGUAGAAACAAGACCAAGACUGAUGCCAAAAUGAGAAGUAGGAGUCAUGAGCUGAUAGCCUUAAUCCUCAAUUUCACAUCCUAACAUUUUCAAACCUGGGUCGUGUGCUCAGCCCUCCUGAAAAUAAAGCUACUUAAAUCAGAUGUUUAAAUAUGGAGUUAACCACCCAGGUCUGAAAAUCUUUGGAGUAGGUGUCUAAGUGAGGAAUAAGCACACCAGUAGCAGAUGAGUGGUGACUGACACAACUCGCUCUCAGCCCGAUAUGGCUUUUGUGGGUGAGCUUUCUUAUUUAUGUUGUGCUAUAGAAGUGUUUGGGAAAUCCUGCACAGAGUUCCAGGCUUAGACUUUAGUACCUCCAGUGGUUCCCCUAUCAGCUUUGUUUAAAAAUACACUGAAUCUGUUUUGGUUUUCUUACUACAUUUAUCACUGAUCGCUUACAAACCAACCUACAAGCUUAAUGCUAAACUGAGCAUACUGAAACAGCAGCGACUGCAUAUGCUUAGCAUCCAUUGAGUAAAUGCUGUGAUAAGUACAGUGUCAGGAUGGGUGAUUCACUGUAUGGAUAAGCAAUGGUCAAAUACUGAAUUGUCAGAUAAAUGUAUACUUGCUUAAUGUAGGAGAUCAUUAGACAAAGCUGCAAAGUCCAGAUGUCCAUGAGUGCCAGCUCCUGCUUACUGUUCUCAACACACACCUGUGCAUGUUGCUCAUGUGGUCAGUACAGCAAGUCCUGUCUUUCUUAAUAUUGUGUUUUGUUCCUAAAGCUUUAUUAACUUUACAUUUAAAAAAAAAUCUGGGUAGCAGGCACAUUGGUCGAGUGUGGGGUGCUGUACUAACUGAGAACCAACGACUCCAUGUUUGGACUUUGUCAGUCUUGCAGAUAGUGUAAGUUGCUGCUGUGUUGUAAUGUUUACUCUCAGGCCAGCAACUGGAACCUGAUUCAACUUCUGUGUGUUGCUUCACGCAGCCACAUUUGCUCCUUAGUCUAGAGUUCUGUGCCAAACAGAUGAGGGCCUACCUCUGUAAAUAUCCCCCUCUACCUUGUUUCCCAUCAAAUGAAAGUAUGGUCCUGCAGGUUACUAAGCAAUUCCUAUUGCAAAUCCAAUUUACACAACGUGAAGAAUAUACUUUACUGGCUGAAUAUGUCCACCUCUUCAAAUCUCACUAGCACCACUAAACUACAGCUCUCCACAUGAGUGGUCUGAAUUUGUUUGUCUUAUGUAGUAAGAGCCUGUAUAAUCUGGAGAAAAAAUAAUGCUCUAAUUAUUAAAGUGCAAUCUAAGAGAUGUACAAUUACACAGAAGCUGCUUCUAGAAGUACCAUUAACUUAUUUGAAAAUGACUGCAGUGGUUUAAAAAAAAAUCUUAAUAUAUUUAAUAGCUUGUUUUUGCCUGUAAACUAAAGACAGUAAUGAUGGAUAAAAUUAAUGCAGGACUAACAGUACUUCUGGAAAUUUCAAUAUACAAAGUGUGCAUCUGAUAACUUAUCUUGCUGUGUUGUCAGUUCUUUUCAUUUUAAAUUGCUUUGGAAUGAGGAAAUGCAUUAUCUUCCAAUAUUUUGGGGAGGGGACAGGGGUAGAACUCUGAAACCAUCAUGAGGAAUUACCUCCCAACAAAUUUAUCUCUUUUGAGGCUGCUUUGUUUGGUUGAUGUAAGAGUGUAUACAUAAAAUCUGAAUGAGACAUGAA
This is a messenger RNA of Malaclemys terrapin pileata, 6508 nucleotides long. RefSeq names its product t-complex 11 like 1 (gene TCP11L1). The record is from RefSeq and is a predicted model, not a curated record. The transcript is spliced from 11 exons. Gene Ontology annotation, biological process: signal transduction. NCBI's taxonomy places the organism in Eukaryota, Metazoa, Chordata, Testudines, Emydidae. Bases 488 to 2023 code for a protein of 511 amino acids.